AAAAACCUGAGUUAUCGUCUCUUGUUGAGAAGUGGCCUUGCAGACAUCGGUGAUCAACUGUUCGACGGUUUAGUCUCAAUUGAAUAUUCUAUACAAACUAAACAUAUACUUUUGACACUCAAUUAUGGCACCAUCAGCCAUCUUACCCCCUUCCUCCUCGUCGCCUAGCGAGUCUUCCAGUCUCAGCAGCUAUCGCGGAUAUGACCAUGUCCACUGGUACGUGGGAAACGCAAAGCAGGCCGCUUCCUACUACGUGACCCGUAUGGGCUUUGAGCGCAUCGCAUACCGCGGACUUGAAACUGGUUGCAGAAGCGUCUGCUCCCACGUUAUCCGAAAUGGCGAUAUCACAUUCAUUCUCUCAUCUCCCCUGCGAUCGCUAGAUCAAAUCGACCGUUUCAGCCAAGAGGAGCAGGAACUCCUCAAGGAGAUCCAUACUCAUCUGGAAAAGCACGGGGAUGCCGUCAAAGAUGUUGCUUUCGAGGUCGAUUCCGUCGAUGCUGUCUUUAACGCCGCCGUAAAGAACGGAGCUAAGAUCGUGUCGCAUCCUAAGGUGCUUGAGGAUGAGAAUGGUCAAGUCAAAGUUGCUACGAUUCAGACAUAUGGCGAGACGACGCAUACUCUCGUCGAGAGGAAGUCGUAUAAGGGGGGUUUUCUUCCCGGAUACCGCAUUGAGAAUGGCGCAAAAGAUCCGAUUGCGAGCCUUCUUCCUGAAGUUGGUCUGCGUGUGAUUGAUCACUGCGUUGGUAACCAGGAUUGGGAUGAGAUGGACAAGGUCUGCGAAUAUUACGAAAAGGCUCUGGGCUUCCACCGCUUCUGGUCCGUUGAUGAUAAGGAUAUCUGCACUGACUACUCCGCCCUUAAAAGUAUCGUCAUGGCAUCUCCCAAUGACGUCGUCAAAAUGCCCAUCAAUGAACCCGCCAAGGGCAAGAAGCAAUCCCAGAUUGAAGAGUACGUCGAUUUCUACAACGGUGCCGGAGUCCAACACAUCGCUCUCCGCACGGACAACAUCAUCCGCGACAUCACCAACCUGAAAGCACGCGGCGUUGAGUUUAUCAAAGUCCCCGAUACAUACUAUGAAGACAUGAAGAUCCGAUUGAAGAAGUCGGGCAUGGUCCUGGAAGAGGACUUUGAGACUCUCAGAAGUCUGGAUAUCCUUAUUGACUUUGAUGAGGGAGGUUAUCUAUUGCAGCUUUUCACAAAGCAUCUGAUGGAUCGUCCCACCGUGUUCAUUGAGAUUAUUCAAAGGAACAACUUCUCCGGCUUCGGAGCAGGGAACUUCAAGUCUCUGUUCGAAGCUAUUGAAAGGGAGCAGGAGCUGCGCGGAAACCUCGUGUGAGGUCAAAAACUGCUCGCUGAUUCUGGAUUCAAGUUGCCUCGUUACCGCAUUUCGGUUGCUCUGUGUGUCGCCGUUCAGCGUUGUAUUUCCUAAUAUCCUGGCCACGAUGAACGAGUACUGUUGAUGGCAUUAAUAUCAUGACUUAUCACGGCUUCUUCAGGAAGCAUAGAAAUAACUUCCUAUUUGUAUAGAUACAGAUGGCCUCAGUUGUGAAAG
Molecule: messenger RNA, 1552 nt
Organism: Paecilomyces variotii
Lineage: Eukaryota; Fungi; Ascomycota; Eurotiomycetes; Eurotiales; Thermoascaceae
Product: 4-hydroxyphenylpyruvate dioxygenase
Exons: 4
Coding region: 125-1336 (403 amino acids)
Biological process (GO): L-tyrosine catabolic process
Molecular function (GO): 4-hydroxyphenylpyruvate dioxygenase activity
Source: RefSeq, a predicted model, not a curated record